AUGAGACUCUUGGUUAUCAUCACCGCCUGUCUAAGCGCGAUGGCUUAUGCUGCGACUGCUAACAACGUCAAAUCCUACAUCCUGACCCUCGAUGACAACCAGCCUGCCCUCGCAGGCAAAAUCCAAGACUUGAAGUCGUUUGUCCAACAAGUUGGUGGGAAAAUAACCCACGAAUAUUCCCUGAUAAAGGGCUUCAGCCUGCAACUUCCUGCUGACGACUCUUCGGAUAUUUUGCAGAAGAUCGAGAGUUUCGGUGAGAAACUUAGUUGCAAGCUCAACCUUGAACAAGACCAAGAAGUUCACACUUUCAAAGGUCCCGAACCCUUCGAGGCCUCCGCUGAAUGA
Molecule: messenger RNA, 345 nt
Organism: Lachancea thermotolerans CBS 6340
Lineage: Eukaryota; Fungi; Ascomycota; Saccharomycetes; Saccharomycetales; Saccharomycetaceae
Exons: 2
Coding region: 1-345 (114 amino acids)
Biological process (GO): vacuole fusion, non-autophagic
Molecular function (GO): endopeptidase inhibitor activity
Source: RefSeq, a predicted model, not a curated record